UGGCAUUUGGUGCAGUUCUCCUGAAAUAUUUCCGAUGUGGGACUAAUUAAAUUAAGUAGGUGCUAUUUACAUUUCCCGAACGACAUUACAACCAAGGGGAACCGUCAAGGUCAAUAUGAUGGACUGGACCAUGGAAACAUGGGUAUUUUCGGUAAUCAACGCAAAUACCGGGCGGAGUCCGCUCUCAAACUCGCAGUAUCCAGGCCUGUCUCAGUCUUCGCGCGGUGGUCAGUGGUUCCGUCUCUUGAUCACUAUGAACUCUGCAAUCGCUCUCGGCGGACCGGUACGCUGUCGGGGCUUCUCCGGUGACCGGAGCCCUAAGCCAAUCAAACAUGAACCGGCGAAAUUCAAAUUGCCUUCAAGGUCUUUCCAAUUGACCAAGGGAAAUUGUACCGGAAGCCUCUCGUCGGGGGGAUGUCUCCCCGGUUCUGGACUUCGGAAUGGUUCGUCGCUGGUUUCUGGAUUCGUUUUUCCGUCUCGAAUUGGAGUUUCCUCGAACGAUGCUCAGUUCGGUUCGUUUGCUGAGGAUAAGGAUGUCGAGGCGCCGAGUUUCUUCGAGUUUAUCACGUCUGAGAGGGUUAAGGUAGUGGCCAUGCUUGCUUUGGCUCUUGCGCUUUGUAACGCCGAUCGGGUUGUGAUGUCGGUAGCUAUUGUUCCGUUGUCUUUAUCCCAUGGCUGGAGUCGAUCGUUCGCCGGCAUAGUUCAGUCAUCGUUCCUUUGGGGUUAUUUUGUUUCACCAAUAGCCGGCGGAGCGCUGGUGGACUACUACGGUGGCAAGACGGUCAUGGCCUGGGGGGUGGCUUUGUGGUCACUGGCCACAUUUCUAACUCCUUGGGCCGCUGAAACUUCAUUAUGGGCACUUCUUGCCAUGCGUGCUUUGCUUGGCGUUGCUGAAGGUGUGGCCCUUCCUUGUAUGAACAACAUGGUUGCUAGAUGGUUUCCUCCAACAGAACGAGCCAGGGCCGUUGGUAUAGCAAUGGCUGGAUUUCAGUUAGGAAGUGCCAUAGGACUCAUGCUCUCUCCAAUCCUAAUGUCUCAAGCUGGUAUAUUUGGACCAUUUGUUAUUUUUGGGUUGUCAGGGUUCUUAUGGGUUUUGGUAUGGUUAUCUGCAAUAUCCAGUACUCCUGAUCGGAAUCUUCAGAUAUCCAAAUACGAAUUAGAAUAUGUACUGAACAAGAGGCCACAACCUCUAGUGGUUGAGAACGUACCCAGGACCACUGUGAUUCCUCCUUUCAAGCGGCUACUUUCUAAAAUGCCAACAUGGUCUCUCAUCGUUGCAAAUGCUAUGCAUAGUUGGGGAUUCUUCGUGAUUCUUUCAUGGAUGCCUAUCUACUUCAACUCAGUGUAUCAUGUUGACCUCAGACAAGCAGCAUGGUUUAGUGCUGUACCGUGGAGCGUGAUGGCACUGAUGGGAUAUUUUGGUGGAUUGUGGUCAGAUGGGUUAAUACGAAGUGGUACAUCUAUCACUUUGACUCGAAAAAUUAUGCAGUCGAUAGGCUUUAUCGGCCCUGGGGUUGCCUUGAUCGGCCUCACUUCAGCCAGAAGUGCAUCCAUUGCAUCGGCGUGGCUAACUUUGGCAGUUGGACUGAAAUCUUUCAGCCACUCAGGUUUCCUUGUGAACCUUCAGGAAAUUGCUCCGCAAUACUCUGGUGUGCUUCACGGCAUUUCCAACACUGCUGGGACACUUGCUGCUAUUGUGGGAACAAUUGGGGUUGGUUUCUUCGUGGAGCUUGUGGGCUCUUUCCAAGGAUUUCUAUUGCUAACCUCUGCUCUCUAUUUCAUGGCCGCGCUUUUCUACAUCAUGUUUUCUACGGGCAAGAGGGUAAAUUUCGAAGAAGAAACUGAUUAGUAGUGGCUGCAGUUUCAGUGUGGGUGAAAAAUCAGACCAAAUCUUACAAUGUAUAGCUCGAUCUUUUCUUAACGAACAACCUUACAAUUUUUGUAAGUCAUCAACCAGCCAAAUCAAGUGGAGAUCAAAUUAUACCAUACCAUACAAGUGCUAUAUUUA
Molecule: messenger RNA, 2008 nt
Organism: Cucurbita maxima (winter squash)
Lineage: Eukaryota; Viridiplantae; Streptophyta; Magnoliopsida; Cucurbitales; Cucurbitaceae
Product: probable anion transporter 4, chloroplastic
Exons: 9
Coding region: 116-1849 (577 amino acids)
Biological process (GO): transmembrane transport
Cellular component (GO): plastid
Molecular function (GO): phosphate transmembrane transporter activity
Source: RefSeq, a predicted model, not a curated record